Messenger RNA from Exophiala oligosperma, 1266 nucleotides. RefSeq lists its product as uncharacterized. The transcript has 3 exons. Gene Ontology annotation, biological process: fatty acid beta-oxidation. NCBI's taxonomy places the organism in Eukaryota, Fungi, Ascomycota, Eurotiomycetes, Chaetothyriales, Herpotrichiellaceae. The record is from RefSeq and is a predicted model, not a curated record. Bases 1 to 1266 code for a protein of 421 amino acids. Gene Ontology annotation, molecular function: acetyl-CoA C-acetyltransferase activity.
AUGGUUGCCUCAACCCCGUCCACAAGGCUUACACAAGUCCAAGAUUUUCUGAAACCCAAAGAAAGUCUCGGUGAAUCAGGGGCGCGAAAUGUUUAUAUUAUCAGUGCCGCGAGAACGCCUACAGGGAAGUUCAAUGGAGGCCUGAAGACACUCACAGGACCACAGCUAGGUGCCGUGGCGAUCAAAGCUGCUGUCCACAAAGCGAAUAUCCCAGUGGAGAAGAUUACCGACGUAUACAUGGGGAACGUCCUUCAAGCAAACGAAGGGCAGUCGCCCGCUCGACAAGCCAUGACCUACGCAGACCUUCCUUCAUCGGUAGAGGCCGUGACAGUCAACAAGGUAUGCGCAUCCGGUCUCAAGGCGGUGAUGUUGGCUGCACAGAACAUCCAGCUCGGCUUGGCAGAUGCUCAGGUCGCAGGCGGCUUCGAGUCCAUGUCGAAUGUGCCAUACUACUCCCCACGGGCGAGUCAGAGCAAAGCUUUCGGACAUAUGUCCCUCGAAGACGGCCUGAUCAAAGACGGCCUCUGGGAUCCCUAUAAUCAGAUUCACAUGGGUACAUGUGCUGAGCAUUCGGCCAAACAAUUUCAAAUUCCCCGUCAGGAGCAAGACAAAUAUGCCAUUAGGUCUUAUAAAAGAGCACAACAGUCCUGGUCUGAGGGCAGAUUCAAUCAUGAAAUCGCCCCGGUGACGGUUAAAGAUCCAAAGGGAGAGACUGUUGUCGAAGAAGAUGAAGGAUGGAAAGAACUAGUUGAGGCGAAGGUCCCUGUGUUGAAACCGGUCUUUAUGAAGGACGGCACAAUUACUGCAGCCAAUUCGUCCACCAUGAAUGAUGGUGCCAGCGCUGUGGUACUGGUUUCCUCGGACCUAGUCGCCCAGUACGGCGCAAACAGUCGGGCCUUGUGCAGAAUAGUGUCUUACGCUGACGCAGCUGUGGAUCCCAUUGAUUUCUCCUGUGCUCCUGCAAAGGCUCUCGCCAAGGCGCUGCAGAGGGGAGGUCUACGAAAACAAGAUAUCACUCUUUGGGAGGUCAACGAGGCAUUUGCCGCGGUCAUUGGUGUUACGGAGCGUAUCUUGGGUUUGGAAAACGCAAAGGUGAACAUCUUCGGCGGAGCAAUUGCUUUAGGGCAUGCCUUGGGCAGCUCAGGGUGUCGUAUCCUAACCACUCUCAUACACCAGCUGGAGGUUGGGCAGUAUGGAGCAGUUGGUAUCUGUAACGGUGGGGGAGGUUCGAGCGCUAUGAUUGUCCAGCGGGUGAACAGCGUGUGA